AUGCCUCAGUACACAUCCCGCGAUGGUGGCGACCCGUCGCAGAUCAAGAAGACAAAACAGAGCAUGGCCGACCUGAAGCUGCGGCGAUUAACAGAGCUCAACAACCGGUUGCGGGAAGACCUCGAGCGCGAACGAAUCCCCGUCAGUCAAGCAGCCAAGAGCAUCAUUGCCUAUUGUAACAGCACCCGGGACUACAUGGUUCCAUCGGUAUGGGGACUUGUACCGAAGAGCGAGGACCCGUACGCACCGCAACAAAGCGGCGGAUGCUGUGUAGUGAUGUGA
This is a messenger RNA of Grosmannia clavigera kw1407, 282 nucleotides long. RefSeq names its product g-protein gamma subunit. The coding region runs from base 1 to 282 and encodes 93 amino acids. Gene Ontology annotation, cellular component: heterotrimeric G-protein complex. NCBI's taxonomy places the organism in Eukaryota, Fungi, Ascomycota, Sordariomycetes, Ophiostomatales, Ophiostomataceae. Gene Ontology annotation, molecular function: G-protein beta-subunit binding. The record is from RefSeq and is a predicted model, not a curated record. Gene Ontology annotation, biological process: G protein-coupled receptor signaling pathway. The transcript has 2 exons.